Neohortaea acidophila is the source of this 394-nucleotide messenger RNA. RefSeq lists its product as uncharacterized. The transcript has a single exon. The record is from RefSeq and is a predicted model, not a curated record. Lineage: Eukaryota; Fungi; Ascomycota; Dothideomycetes; Mycosphaerellales; Teratosphaeriaceae. The coding region runs from base 94 to 315 and encodes 73 amino acids.
GGGCGUAGUAAGAACACCACAGGCUACGCGCGAUACCUCAGUUCAGCCUCCAGCCCAUCCGCUUCAUGCAAGAGAGGUAGGCUAGAGACCGCCAUGCCCAUGGUCCUUCUUUUUUGCUCUUUCUUCAAACAUCUAGCCUUUCCGAAACAUACUCCCGCUUCGCGUCUACCGCUGGGGGAUAGCAUCUUGCAGCCUUCACCUCGGCUCAUAUCAGAUUUCGUGACACCUGGCGGAUGCUCAGCAUUGUGCCCGUGCGAGGCGCUCGAUCAUUUCUGCCCCGGGGCAUGUCAAAUGGACACGAGGCAUCCAAUAUAGUGCUCAUGCACACUGAUUGGAUUGCAAAAGGCCAGGUGUGGAUCACAUGCCACACGGUGGGCUUCGCGGAUUGUGUCGC